Messenger RNA from Anguilla rostrata (American eel), 1959 nucleotides. It is a transcript of the gene foxh1, whose product is annotated as forkhead box H1. The transcript is spliced from 4 exons. Gene Ontology annotation, molecular function: transcription cis-regulatory region binding; DNA-binding transcription activator activity, RNA polymerase II-specific. The coding region runs from base 246 to 1886 and encodes 546 amino acids. Lineage: Eukaryota; Metazoa; Chordata; Actinopteri; Anguilliformes; Anguillidae. Gene Ontology annotation, cellular component: activin responsive factor complex. The record is from RefSeq and is a predicted model, not a curated record. Gene Ontology annotation, biological process: positive regulation of transcription by RNA polymerase II; transforming growth factor beta receptor signaling pathway.
CAAUCCGAUUCAGGUGAGGGCGUCAAUUUUUGACUGCACCUGCAGUUUCCCCCUGAAGUGACACAUUACGUUACAACACCAUAGACAAAUCAAAAUAGUUUUCCUUCUGUUUGACAAUUUGGAGUCACAGGAAUCCUUUCAGCAAGAGUCGGCUGGAGCCAGCAGUCUGCCGGUGCUUGAGGACGAACUCCCUUCUUCCUCCUGUCCGGGCCGUGGCUGCCCAAUCUACCCCCCAAUUCAUCAGCAUGACAAAACACUGGGGGGGUCAGAGCUUGCUGGCACCACCCGCAAUCACGUACCUGCCCAGUCGUAGCUUCGGGGCGCAACACGACCAUCACCUUGACUUCGCUUCGGACGCGCAGGAGAGCAAUGCGCACCCGGCCUGUCCUCCUCCUCCGUCCAUCGUAGCGCGGAGCACCCCGGCCCCGCGCUGGAACGGCAAUCCCAGCCCCUGGCCGGCGCAGGACCCUUCCUGGCAAGAGAGGCCCACCACAGCUGUACCAGUCGCCUGUGGCACCGCGUACAUGGACUCAGAGAUGCCGCGGGACCACAGUCGUAAACCCGCCCAGUUCUGCCCGGCAGCGCCGCGAGGCCAGGACCAGCCGAUCAAGCAGCAACGCAGCGAACACCCGGAUCCUUGGGACCAAGAGGCAAACUCCAAAGGCAGCAGGAAAAAGAACUAUCAGCGGUACCCCAAGCCCCCGUACUCAUACCUAGCGAUGAUUGCUAUGGUCAUCCAGAAUUCACCCGAGAAGAAGCUAACCCUCUCUCAGAUCCUGAAGGAGAUCAGCACCCUCUUUCCGUUUUUCAAGGGGAACUACAAGGGCUGGAGGGACUCUGUUCGGCACAACCUCUCCUCGUACGACUGCUUCGUCAAGGUGCUGAAGGACCCUGGGAAGCCGCAGGGGAAAGGGAACUUCUGGGUGGUGGAGCUGAGCCGCGUGCCCCUGGAGCUGCUGAAGAGGCAGAACACGGCCGUGUCGCGGCAGGACGAGACCGUCUUCGCCCAGGACCUGGCCCCCUACAUCCUGCAGGGCCACGCCCACAAGCCCCCGGAGGCGGGGGGCGACGCCAUCCCCGCCCUCCCCCGGCCCCCCGCGCCGGCCCCGCCCCCCGCGUGCGGCCCACCCCCGCCGGAGGACCCGUACCGGCCCAAGCUGGACUCCUCCUUCGCCAUCGACUCGCUCCUGCACAGCCUGCGCCCCGCCAGCGCCGCGGGGGAGGGGGAGCGGUCCCGGGACCCCUGGGGAGAGCACCACCCCUGCCCCCAAACCCGCCCCCACCCGCGGGCGGAGCUCUCGCCCCCGGCCCCCGCACACCCGCGGUGCUCUUCCUCGUUCGCCCGCAGAGCCUCCGCCAGCUCGGCCAGCCCCGCGUCUUCCUCCUCCUCCUCCUCCUCCUCGUCCUCGGACGAAGACUGGAGGGGCGGGAAACGCGGGCCCCCGGGGGGACCCGGUACGGGCGGGUUCGAGGACUGCCGCCCGCCCCCCCACAAGGCCUCGAGGAGGAGCGCCGCCCCCCCCUGGGAGCUGCCCACCUCCUACGCCAAAUACGCCCCGCCCAACGUGGUGGCCCCCCCGAGCAUGCGCUUCGGCGGGGGGCCGUCCUUCCUGCCCCUGGGGGGGCUGCCCUUCUACAGCUACCGGGGCCCCCCGGCCGGCGGCGGCGGCCAUUUUAUGAGCCACGCCUACUGGCCCCUCCUCCCCGGGGGGCGUGUCCCUCUGCAGGCCCCGCCCCUGCUGAUGGACCUGGACAGCCUGCUGCAGUCCGUGCCGCCCAACAAGAGUGUGUUUGACGUUCUGGGACCCAGCCAGUCCCCGCACCCCCCGCAGGGGCAGUAUGGCCUGCAGAGUGCCCCGCCUCUCACCCGAUACCCCCAAUAUUAAUUCUCUAUCGCCCCCACCUUCCCACCCCCCCUUCCACUUACACGCUCCCAUUUGUCGUAACUCAGGCUUAGAA